Messenger RNA from Uncinocarpus reesii 1704, 534 nucleotides. RefSeq lists its product as uncharacterized. Bases 1 to 534 code for a protein of 177 amino acids. The record is from RefSeq and is a predicted model, not a curated record. The transcript is spliced from 3 exons. Lineage: Eukaryota; Fungi; Ascomycota; Eurotiomycetes; Onygenales; Onygenaceae.
AUGAAGUUCUCGACUGUCGCUGUUGCUCUGACCAGCUUGGUCGCUGCCGCCACUGCUCUUGAUCCCAUCAAGGAUCUCCCGCCGUGUGCUCAAGAGUGCGCAACCAAUUCGAUCCCCAAACACUGCGGAAUCGAAGUCAAGUGCAUCUGUACUGCUGCCUCGUUCCUCGAGGCCAUCACUUGCUGUGUCGCGCAAAAGUGCUCGCCAGCAGAUCAGCAAGCCACGAUUAAAUUCGCCAAUGGCAUCUGCGGCACCGAGGGCAUCACCAAUCUUCCCCAGAGCGCUAUCUGCACAACGAACAGUGCCACUUCAAGUGUCGUUUCUCGACCAACCGGCAAUAUAACCAGCUCUGCGACCACCCGCUCUACCCCCUCCGGAACCCCCACCAUUUCGACCAGUCCCUCUGGUAACACUGCUGCCACCAAAAGCUCGGCACCUGGCUCUGCCACCUCCAAGGCUGCGGCAGCUUCCCUCAGCAACGCCAAUGGCGGUGCCAUUGCCGCUAUUGCUGGCCUACUCAUGGUUCUUGCUUAA